CUUUUUUUUGUGUGCAGAUUUUUGUCUGUCCGAGAGAGAAGGAUAAGAACGAGAGAAAGAAAGAGAGAGAGAGAGAGAUUGCAAAACUCGGCGUUGUUAUUUUUGUCCCUUUUGGCUAUCCAUACAGUUCUAUCACGGAGCGCUUUCUAAACCAAUAGGAUUACUGUUUAAAUUGAGGUCGUGUAUAAGCAGCGUUGUGAUUAGCUCAUUCUGUAAAACGUUUGAAAGAUGUUUUGAUAGCUUGCAAACGGAGCUAGCCUGCAGUUAAUUUUUUUGUGAACUUUUUUUUUUAAAUAUUUUUUUUUUAGGAAUGCCUUCUAAAUUGUGAGACGUGCGACAAAAUAACUAGCCAGAGGCUUGCUUUGAACCGCCAUACCAGAGAGGUUCAGGUUGAGUUCACUGACCCACAUUGACUGGCGCUAGUUAUCUUGCCAAAGUUCGCUAGCUAGCUAAAAAAAAAAAGUUGCUACUUGGCUAUCCAAGCUACACGUUUUCUAGUCAUUUUAGUGGCAAAACAAAGUAGGUACUCCAGCCUGGGACCCCUGGCCUGGUAAACAUGGCGUACCCACCCCGCAAGCGCCUCAAGGGGAUGAGCCCUGCGGCUCCAUGUAACGACCCUUUCGGAGGUGACGAUGACUUUACCCAGGAUGAUCUGGAAGAGAUUGAUAUUAUAGCAUCUCAGGCCGUCAACGGGGAUCUAGCAGGACCAGGGUCAAGCUCCAUUGGUCCUCGACCAGGAGAGUCGAGGAAGCCGUAUUCGGGGAGCAGACAACAACCCUCUGGUUUGGCUCGGAGUAACUCCAUGAGAGACAGAGAGAUCCCUGAGUUUCCAUGUAAAGACACUUUCGGGAACAGACAUAAGUCUAAGACUGACGGGGAGCAUUUAAAGCAACUGGAAGCCCAACAAGCAGACCUCCAGAAAAAGCUAAAGGAGGUAGAGGAGGAGAUCCUGAUGAAGAACGGAGAGAUCAGAGUGCUGCGUGACUCCCUCAGGGUCGCCCAGCAGGAGAAGGAGGCGCAAAGACAGGCUCAGCUCCUCUUGGAGAGGGAGAAGAGAGACGCUCAAAGCGAGAAGGAGAAGGAGCUCUCCAAGAAGGUGCAGUCCCUGCUGUCUGAGCUCCACUUCAAAGAAGCUGAGAUGAACGAGAUGAAGACUAAACUACAGAACACAGAGAAAGGAAGGAAAGCAGUGGCUUCACCUGUCACCAGAAACAGCCCCGGUCUAUCUGGUCCUACUGCCCUACUGCAGGGUGCCAACACCAGCCCUCACUGUGUAGCCGUUCCUGGAGGAACAACCUUCAUCACCAAGGAGACAUUUGGUGCCCAGCUGACCUCUAGGUCAACACCAUGCAAGACCUCCGGACCAGGAUACGAUGGAGGAAAACAGUCCAGCGGCAGACAGGAAGUGACUCACUCAGACCCGUUUAACACAUUUCAACCCUCUCAUCAUCAAGGCUCAGUGCUGUUAAGUCUGCUGUUACAGCAUCCUUUAAACCCCAGCAGUCUGGGUCUGGGUCACCUGCUCUGCAUCAGCCCUGACGCACUUCCUGGUCUCCUGAGCAACACCUGUCUCAGCCCAGGGUCUUCAGUUGGCUCCAGUUCCUCCUCAACAGAACCCAGGCUCGUUCCUCACCACAACAAGCCCCGCUUCAGACACUACCAGAAUCUGGCUCUGUCUGGCCUCAACAUGAUGGCCCUACCCAGCCACCACGCUGCCUUGCCUCCUGAGGACCUUCCCAACCCGAACACUUCCCACUCUGCCCCUGCCCUGAAAAACACUACCAGGUCCUGUCCUGGUGCUGUCCACCUCCUCCCCCUCCUCGACUACCACAUCGGCCUGUUCUGCCAAAGUCUGGAGGCUAUCGCCCUCGACGGCUCGGGGACAGGGUCUGGUAAGAGGAGCCUGAGAGGGAGCUCUCUGUCUGGGUCGUCAGACGGCAGCCUGGCCUCCAGCGUGGAGGAUUCCCUCGGGAGUCAGGAGGAGUUUGCCCUGGCUGCCCUGAAGGCCCUGCAUCAUACUGUGGCCCAGAGCUCUGAGGUAGUGAACACCCUGCUGGCCCUGACGUCUGGAGAGGAGGGGAGCCCUCCACAGGGUAACACUAGACACAGGCCCAUCCUGGCCUCAGGCCUGGCCCCCCUGCUGCCUGACACUUCCAUCCAGCCUGGGACUUCCAGAACCUCUGAGAUCCCAGUAGAUGGCACCAGAGAGGGUGCGGCCCUCCACCCUCUCUUCAGGAAGCUCCUUCAGCUGUCAGACCCCUCCUUCUCCACCAGCGCUGUUCAGAGGGAGGCCCUGGUGCCAAGCAGUCUGACGACUCUCAACAUGCUGCUGGAGAGAGCACAGGAGAGGCAGUUGCCCAGGUUCCAGUGUGUUGUGUCCAGUCCGGCUCUGUCUCGCUGCCUGUCUCUAGACUCAUCCUACCAGACCCUGUCUCUGUCUGUCUCCCUACUAGCUGGCCUGGUCCACAGCGAUGAGCUAGCUUUUAGAAUCUGCUGUCAUGCAGGUAACUACGGGGCCUCCUCUGUAACUAAGGGGUGCGGCCUCUGCUGUGAUACAGACUGGUGUGUGUUCCUGAAGGUAUUCCAGUACAUCACCUCCAGACCUGACAAGACCGUCACGGACUCUCACUGGUCUCAGCUGGAGGUGGAGGUGGUGCGUUUCCUGACCAGUCUGUUCAAUAGGAAAGCUUCCACGUGGAGUGUGUUUGCUGAGUCGUCCUGUCAGUGCCACAGUGAGGUAGUGAAGACCACGGUGGUGCUACUCCACAGGCAGUGGCUGGACCUCCGGGGCCGAGUGGAGGGGAGCCUUUGGGGCGAUUCAGCGAUCCUAAACCCAGCGUGGUGCUCCUCUCCUGGGGUUGAUCUGCUAAGGGAGGCUCUGAUGCUACUCCACUGGCUCUUCCUCAACAACAGUAGCUUCUCAGAGCACUGCCUCCCUGUCCUCCACAUGUAUGACCAGAUGAUUCCUGCCAUUAGAGACACCUUCAGGAGGAUCCCCCACCUCUCAGAGAGUGAAGGCCACACUUCAACUUGGUCCAAAAAGUUUGCCCCACCCCUGUCGUAGAGGGUGGAUUCUGCACGUGUACCCGGACAGUUACACAUUGAACAUCUCCUCUUUCCUUGCAAUGAUCCUUUUAUAUGUGUCCAGUUUCCUGUCUAACUCGUGUAUUCUGUUUUGUUAGAAUUGGCUUUGGAUGAGAUUUGUCGUCCUGAGUCUGAGGAUACUGAAGAUAUGGACACAGGCUCCUGACCAGUUGUUCCUUCUCUGGUUAUGCACCGGAGUAGCAUUCAGUUACCCUUAGAUGCUGAUCUUGGGUCAGUUUCUGCAUAAUGGUUAAGGUUAGGCAGGGGGAAGAUAACUGACCCCAGCCCUGCACAGCGUCCCAACUGGGACCAGUUUCCCUAUAUUAGUGCACUACUUUUGACCAGAGCCCUGUAAAGGCUACAGUAGUGCCCAGAAAAGGGUCCUAAUUGGGACGCAGAGAGUUGGGGUUUUUUUUUUUCCUGAGGAAUGCUGACUGUUCUUGAUAUUGGAGUGUGAAAAUAUUCUGUGAUUACUGUACUGACCUCUUUGAAUCUAUUAAAUAACAUCAGUGUUGCAAACGACAA
Molecule: messenger RNA, 3609 nt
Organism: Salmo salar (Atlantic salmon)
Lineage: Eukaryota; Metazoa; Chordata; Actinopteri; Salmoniformes; Salmonidae
Source: RefSeq, a predicted model, not a curated record